This is a messenger RNA of Acytostelium subglobosum LB1, 897 nucleotides long. RefSeq lists its product as hypothetical. Gene Ontology annotation, cellular component: cortical cytoskeleton. Gene Ontology annotation, biological process: parallel actin filament bundle assembly; actin crosslink formation. Bases 1 to 897 code for a protein of 298 amino acids. The transcript is spliced from 3 exons. Lineage: Eukaryota; Evosea; Eumycetozoa; Acytosteliales; Acytosteliaceae. Gene Ontology annotation, molecular function: actin filament binding. The record is from RefSeq and is a predicted model, not a curated record.
AUGUCUCAACAAACACCAACUUCCCCAAAGGUUCUCGAGGGAAUCACCGUCGGCAAGAAGGGAGGCGCUUCCUUCACUGAGAAGCUCGCCCCAGACGCAUUGAAGUUCUUCAAUGAGGUUGCUGCCCAAUCAUUCUCCCAACAGGCUGUUGCUUUCUUGAACGCCUACUGGGUUGAGCUCAGCACCGAGGCUGAGUUCAUCUACGCUGUCGCUUGGGACAUCAUCAAAUACGCUGACAUGCACUGCAAGGGUGUCCAGUUGGUCUACAAGUACGAUGAGGGUAACGACCUCGACUUUGACAUUGCUCUCUACUUCUAUGAGCAGUUGUGCAAGUUCUGUGAGGACCCAAAGAACUCCCAAUACCAGCAGUACAAGCAGUCACUCCCAGUGAUGAUGACUGCCCUCAAGAGAAAGCAGGAGUUGAGAGAGAAGGUCGACGUCAACUUUGACGGUCGUGUCUCCUUCUUGGAGUACUUGCUCUACCAAUACCAGGACAAGGCUAACCCAGCCGACUUCUGCACCCGUUCGAUGGGUCACGACGAGCAUCCAGAGAUCAAGAAGGCCCGUCUUGCCCUCGAGGAGGUCAACAAGCGUAUCCGUGCCUACGAGGAGGAGAAAGCCCGUUUGACCGCUGAGUCCCAGCUCAACGGAGGCCAGGGUGUCAAGGCCCUCGGUGCCAAGAACAUGUUGGCCCAGAUCGACGCCGGUCCCCUCAAGGAGGAGCUCAACAAGGCUCUCAUCACCGCCGAGGCUGCCGUCCGUAUUGCUUGCAAGAAGUACGGAGGUCAGUCCUUCGUCCCAGGUCAGGCUGGUGGUCACUCUUCCGAGGGUGCCCUCUGGUGGUUGAACCGUGACCUUGAGGAGAAGAAGAGAAGAUACGGACCAAAGGCCAAGUAA